Messenger RNA from Atta colombica, 2700 nucleotides. Its product is annotated as glutamate receptor ionotropic, kainate 2-like. The coding region runs from base 1 to 2700 and encodes 899 amino acids. Gene Ontology annotation, molecular function: glutamate-gated receptor activity; transmitter-gated monoatomic ion channel activity involved in regulation of postsynaptic membrane potential. The record is from RefSeq and is a predicted model, not a curated record. The transcript has 15 exons. Gene Ontology annotation, biological process: monoatomic ion transport; synaptic transmission, glutamatergic; modulation of chemical synaptic transmission. Gene Ontology annotation, cellular component: plasma membrane; postsynaptic membrane. Lineage: Eukaryota; Metazoa; Arthropoda; Insecta; Hymenoptera; Formicidae.
AUGAUGGCCAAGACUCUACUGAUAUUAUUGCCGAUAUUUCUGCCUUACGUAUGUGUGCUAAGUUUUCCAAAAAAGAUUCCGAUAGCAGGGCUAUUCGAUCAAGAUGAAGAAAUCCAACAGAUGUUCGAAUUGUCAGUAAGAGCUGUGAAUGAAAAUGAGGACCAAGAACUUUCAAAUGUAUUCUUCGAACCGGAAAUAGAGCAGAUUGAAGGGGACUCAUUCGAAGUAUCAUCGAAAGUAUGCGAACUGCUAGAUCUGGGAAUAGUAGGUGUUUUUGGACCUCAGGAAAAAGUAAUUGCCGAGCACGUGCAAAGUAUAUGCGAUAUAGUAGAAGUACCACAAAUCUCUGUACGAGAGGAUCUUGACCAAUCUUUCCAACCACGCGGAAUAGCUCUGAAUCUGUAUCCGCAUGUGAGCUCAUUAUCAAGAAUUUAUUAUCAAUUAGUCACAGAAUUGAAAUGGAAAUCCUUUGCAAUACUGUAUGAGAACACUGAUAGUCUGAUUCGCAUGCGUCUCUUGCUGAAGCGAUGGAACACAAAUGCCAAUUCUGCAUUUAUAUAUCAUUUAGGCUAUGGACCGAAUUACAGGCAAGGAAUGCAAGAAAUUAAAACAUCGAAGGACAUAGAAAGUAUUGUCAUCGACUGUUCAUACGAAAUUCUCGAAGAGGUUCUGAAGCAGGCUCAACAAGUUGGGAUUUUAUCCGACAAGUACAAAGUCAUUGUCACCUCGCUAGAUCUGCAAACUUUGGAUUUAGAGCCAUAUCAGUUUUCUGGCGUUAAUUUAACUGGCAUUCGUCUGAUUGAUCCGGAAGAUCCGACAGUGCUACAAAUCGCGAACAGGCAUAAGAACGAACGAGAAAACAAUUCUUCACAGCUGCGAGUUGAACAUGCGCUCAUGUACGAUGCAGUUCAAUUGUUUGCGAGAGCUUUCAAACAAUUGAAGGAUGCUACAAAGGUCAAUGUCAACAAAUUGUUGAAAUGCGAUGGUAAUAGCAGAUGGGAACAUGGAUUGAGUUUAAGCAACUUUAUGCGAUCGACUGAAAUAAGAGGUUUAACGGGUCUUGUCAAAUUUGAUAGAGACGGUUUACGAAGUAAUAUAAAAUUGGAUAUCGUACGUUUGACUGAAAAAAAGGGUCUGAUAAAAAUUGGUGAAUGGAAUAGUACAGCAGGGGAAAAUAUCGAAUGGUUUCCAGACAUCAGUACUCAAAAAUCAGACUCUAAACUGAACAUACAAAAUAAGACAUUUAUAGUUUUAAUAUCAAUAACGGCCCCAUAUAGCAUGAUAAAAGAAUCGAUGGAUACAUUGAGUGGUAAUGAGCGUUAUGAAGGUUUCGCAGUCGACAUCAUACAAGAAAUUAGUCAGAUACUUAAAUUUAAUUUUACUUUGCAAGUGGAAAGUAGCGAUUAUGGCUCUUUAAAAAAUGAAAAGUGGACUGGUAUGCUUGGAAAAAUUAUGGCUGAUGAAGCAGAUUUGGCUAUCACGGAUCUCACUAUUACAUCACAACGAGCAGAACAUUUCGACUUUACAACGCCCAUUAUGAAUUUAGGAAUUAGCAUAUUAUAUAAAAAACCAAAAAAAGCACCUCCGAGUUUAUUUUCAUUUUUAUCACCAUUUUCUAACGAUGUCUGGAUUUAUUUGAUUGGCGCAUAUGUGAUAGUAUCAUUGUUACUCUACAUAAUUGGGAGAAUAUGUCCUGCAGAAUGGAGCAAUCCUUACCCUUGCAUUGAAGAACCCGAAGUACUUGAAAAUCAAUUUUCCUUUAAAAAUGCCUUUUGGUUUGCGAUAGGCGCCAUUAUGCAACAAGGUAGCGAAAUAGCACCCAUUGGCAUUUCAACAAGGAUGAUUGCAAGCUGCUGGUGGUUCUUCUGUCUUAUAAUGGUGUCAAGUUAUACAGCCAAUCUAGCGGCAUUUCUAACUGUAGAAACUGUAACAUCGCCUUUUGAUAAUGUUGAAGAAUUAGUAAGAAAAAAAACUAUUAAAUAUGGCGCAAAAAGCGGGGGAGCCACGCUCAAUUUUUUCGGAGGAAACAAUAUCACAUUAUACGCAGAAAUGUACAAAUACAUGAUGGAAAAUAAGAAAGAAGUACUAGUCGAGACAAAUGAGGAAGGUUUAAAAAAAGUCCAAAGAACUGAUGAUUACGCUUUUCUUAUGGAAUCUGCUUCAAUUGAAUAUUUGAUAGAAAGAAAUUGUGAUGUGACGCAAGUAGGAGGACUCUUAGACGAAAAGGGAUAUGGCAUAGCAAUGAAAAAGAACUCUCAAUAUCUACACAGCAUAAAUUCUGCUAUUUUAAUGUUAUCGGAACGGGGCAUUAUUCAACAAAUUAAGACAAAAUGGUGGACCCAAAGAAAAGGUGGUGGCAUAUGUCAAGAAAGCGCUGGAACCGGUUCAGCGGAACGACUAGGUCUUGGCAAUGUGGGUGGCGUAUUCUUGGUACUCACCGUAGGCGUUGCCUUAUCCUGCGUAUACACUAUAUUUGAAUUACUUUGGGAUGUUGCCCGAAUAUCCAUUCGAGAAAAUGUGUCUUUUAAGGAAGAAUUAAUAAAUGAACUAAAAUUUAUCGUGAAAUGCAGUGGCUCUAAACAGGUACGAAAAAAAAGUGAAUCAUCCAGCAAAAACGAAAAUGACAGUACAAGAGGAUGUACUCCUCCAUACGGUUUUGUGCCAACAGUAAUAAGAACGUCACCAAUUGACAACAAAUAA